This is a messenger RNA of Cricetulus griseus (Chinese hamster), 766 nucleotides long. NCBI's taxonomy places the organism in Eukaryota, Metazoa, Chordata, Mammalia, Rodentia, Cricetidae. The record is from RefSeq and is a predicted model, not a curated record.
GACUUGGACUCAAGUCUGAUGAACUCCCCACCCAGAUGAGCAUAGCUGAUUGGCCAGAAAUGAAGAAGAAAUUUGCAGAUGUGUUUGCAAAGAAGACGAAGGCGGAGUGGUGCCAGAUCUUUGAUGGGACAGAUGCAUGUGUGACCCCAGUGCUGACCAUUGAGGAGGCCCUCCACCACAGUCACAACAGGGAACGGGCCUCCUUUAUCACUGACGAGGAGCAGCAUGCAAGCCCCCGUCCUGCACCUCAGCUGUCUAGAACCCCAGCCAUCCCUUGUCUGAAAAGGGAUGCUUUUGCAGGGGAGCACACCGAAGAGGUUCUUAAAGAAUUUGGAUUCAGUCAAGAAGAGAUCCAUCAGUUGUGCUCAGAGAGAGUCAUUGAGAGUAGUAAACCAAAAGCCAACCUCUGACUCUCACGGCUCAAGGGAAGCCGAAGGCUGCAUUUACACUGGAGAAUGACACUCAUGAUGGUAUGCAUGGAAAUGUGGAUGAGCAGUAAUGACGUGAUCCAAGCAUUCCAAUCAAGACACAACUAAAGACUGAUUACAGAGUAAUGAUUGCAUUCUGAAUCCGCUUUUCAGAGCCUCUGAUUGAGGAAUAUUUUUGUGUGUGUACUGAUAUUAACUUGUCACAGUCUUUCUGCCUUUUGGUUCACUUGAUAACGUGCAUUCAUUGAUAUUAAAGCCCUUAUAUAAAUAUAGCGAUGCUAUAUUUUAAAUGAAGUAAUAUAAUUUUAAUAAAUAAAGCUUUUUUUCCCUUCCUGGAA